AUGGGUAUAGCUGAGAAAUGGUGUCCUAACACCAAAACCUUUGUGUUCCCAUGGGGAGAAACAACAAUAACACUUGAAGACGUUAUGUUGCUUCUAGGUUUCUCUGUUUUUGCUACCCUGGAUGGUUCAGGAGAGAAGAGUAAGGAGAAACUGGAGGAAGAACGGGUGAUACUUCAGAAAGGUCAAGGAAGAAUGAUCAAUGAAGCUAUUUUUCCAGUUGAUGUAACGUAUGGUGGAGAAGAUGCAUCUGAACAGCUUGGUAAAAAGAGUAGGUCUGAGGUGGAUAACAAUGAUUCAGACCCUCAUCAAGAGCUUUGUUCGGUACGAGCUGAUGGAAAUUGUGGGUUUAUGUCAUCUGAUUCCUCUUUAAGCAAGUGCUGUGUGUGA
Eruca vesicaria subsp. sativa (arugula) is the source of this 387-nucleotide messenger RNA. Lineage: Eukaryota; Viridiplantae; Streptophyta; Magnoliopsida; Brassicales; Brassicaceae. The record is from the annotation of a GenBank genome assembly.